AAACCAGAAAGUCAGGUGUUGGAAACUGCCUCAAAUGCCUGGAAAAUGAGGGCGGCAGCCAAACUUCGUAACUUUGCAGGAGUGAGUCAUAAUUCAAAUGGAACAGCUGUUCCUUGCUGGAAGGUUAACCGCACUAAAAAAUCUCAAUUUACUGAUAUCCAUCUAAAAUGCUUAAGGGGUAUCAAAGACAAAGUGCCACAAGGUAGUUACAGUCUCAAGGUUUCCAUCUGUAAACAACUUGAUGGAAAAUUUCUUUCUUGCUUCAAAGUGGAUGGACAACAAUUGGUCGGAAAGUCACUGCCUGUGAGACAUAAUGGGAACUUCUAUGACGUGGAGAUCUCUUUUGGACAAAGCAUAUACACAGAUGUUCCAGUUAAAAAGAAUGGGAAGCCUGGAGAGAUACUUUUCUUUGAGCUGUUUCUUCUCCAAGGAACUUCUGACAGACUUGUGGGCUGGGGAGCUUUUCCUUUAUGUAAUAAUAAUUUGGACAUUGUGGAUGGGAAGUUCAAGUGUCCUCUUCUCAGAGGUUAUUAUGAUACAAGAAUUGAUAGAUUCCAAAAAAUUGAAAAGUUGAUUUCUUCUGAUUUGGAUCACUGGCUAGGCAAUCUUUAUUUUCAGAUAAUUAAACUUCCGUGGUGUUCAAAUGAACAGUAUAAAUAUGAAGUGGGUCUUCAGCCUUCUUCAAAAAUUCUUCAGUAUUCAAGUACUGCUGAGAAGGAUGGGAUUUCAAAGGAAAUCAUAGGGCAACCUCUGACCCCUCGGAGAGAUUCUGAGACUCGUAAGGGAAGUAUUCCCACUGUUGAAAAGAAAGUGAGAAGGCGGUUUAAUGCGCAUAAGGGGAGUGGCUAUGGAUGGCACUGGAUUUCUUAA
Crotalus tigris (Tiger rattlesnake) is the source of this 870-nucleotide messenger RNA. RefSeq lists its product as uncharacterized. Gene Ontology annotation, cellular component: perinuclear region of cytoplasm. The transcript has 6 exons. Bases 46 to 870 code for a protein of 274 amino acids. Lineage: Eukaryota; Metazoa; Chordata; Lepidosauria; Squamata; Viperidae. The record is from RefSeq and is a predicted model, not a curated record.